Bombina bombina (fire-bellied toad) is the source of this 897-nucleotide messenger RNA. RefSeq names its product ventral anterior homeobox 1 (gene VAX1). The coding region runs from base 1 to 897 and encodes 298 amino acids. The transcript is spliced from 3 exons. Gene Ontology annotation, biological process: neuron differentiation; brain development; central nervous system development. Gene Ontology annotation, molecular function: DNA binding; DNA-binding transcription factor activity, RNA polymerase II-specific. The record is from RefSeq and is a predicted model, not a curated record. NCBI's taxonomy places the organism in Eukaryota, Metazoa, Chordata, Amphibia, Anura, Bombinatoridae.
AUGUUUGAGAAACUCAGCAAAAUGGAGGUGAGGUGCAACUCUACAGUAGAAGAUAGCAACAGGAUAUCAAAAGCAGGGCACAAGGAAGGAAAGGAGAGCAGAGACAGUCAGGGAAAUAUUUCUACUCCUUACUUGAAAGAGCAACAAAGCAGCUAUCCAGCUUCAGGAACCUCAGAAGCAUGCACGAAAAAUAAAAGCAUUGGUACUGCGGACCCAGAAUACUGCAGAAGAAUACUUGUAAGAGAUGCCAAAGGGUCAAUUCGGGAAAUUAUUCUACCUAAGGGAUUGGAUCUUGACCGACCCAAAAGGACCAGAACCUCUUUCACAGCUGAGCAGUUGUACAGACUGGAGAUGGAGUUCCAGAGAUGUCAGUAUGUUGUGGGCAGAGAAAGAACUGAACUGGCCAGACAGCUCAAUCUAUCUGAAACUCAGGUGAAGGUUUGGUUCCAGAAUAGAAGAACAAAACAAAAAAAGGACCAAGGCAAAGACUCUGAACUGCGAUCUGUGGUGUCCGAGACUGCAGCCACUUGCAGCGUCCUGAGACUCCUUGAGCAAGGUCGCCUGCUGUCCCCCCCUGGUUUGCCAGGACUAUUGCCCCCUUGUGCAGCAGGUACCCUACGGGCUCCAAGCUCAGGCCAUGGUGCCCAGUCCUUGCCAGCAGUCACCAGUGCGCCCCCUCACCAGCCUGGACUCCAUACCUCCUCCACAGGGCACAGCAUCUUUAGCAUGCCUGUGCCAUCUCUAUUGGGUACAGUGGCGAACCGUCUAGCCUCCAAUCCACUGACAAUGGCAGGAAACCUACAAGAACUGUCUGCCAGAUAUCUUAGUUCCUCAGCAUUCGAACCCUACUCAAGAAGCACUACUAAAGAUUCACUGGAAAAAAAAGCCCUGGACUGA